Molecule: messenger RNA, 1767 nt
Organism: Stylonychia lemnae
Lineage: Eukaryota; Ciliophora; Spirotrichea; Sporadotrichida; Oxytrichidae
Source: the annotation of a GenBank genome assembly
AUGAGUUAGUUAGGAAAGGAGUAAAUUAAUGGCUAAAUAGAUUAGAAAAUUUAUCUUGCUAACUGUGCUAUCAUUAAUAUGCCAAGAGACUAUGACUCAAGUACAUCUGGAAAUCCAUUAAGUAGUAAAACUAAUGACAGAUCUAGCAUUUUCAUUUAGAGCUAGAAGAGCAGUAGUAAAAAACUGACUUUUAACUUUGAGGGGUCAGUGGAACUUCCGAAAUUAAGGUAAAAUCCUAAAAAGAACUUGUCUGCCAGUAAAACUAAAUAAUUAAUACAGUAAUUAAAAGAGGACAACCUAUUAUAUGUGGCAGGAAGUAAUCUUAAGGACAAAGCAACAUACUCGCACACAGAUGAGUAGGUAUACGACAGAACUAUAAAACAAUUACAGUUCAAUAAGUUAUUUCCUAGGGAUGAAUCUACUGAGCUCUUUACCAAUUAAAAAUCGAGAAAUCUGAAAUGCGUGAUUAAUAACAAAAGAAGAGUCAGACGAUUCCAGAAACUAAUUAAUAAUAUCUAGUAGCAGAAGAGUCUGAUUAAAAAGCAAUUUCAAUCAAUGAGUGAUCUUAAGAACAAUCCUAUUCCUGGCUCAAAUACUUUGGUUAUACCUUCUUCGAUGUCUAUUCAAACUACAGAUUUCACUUCCAGUUAGUAACAAAGCAUUUAUUAGAGUUAAGAUCCGAAAGCACUUCACAAGCUUUACAAGAAGCACAGAGUCUAGAAUAAGAUUUUCAAUACUAUAGAUAAUAAUGGGACCUAAAGGGUUGAUCCUCUUUAACCCAAAAUGAACGAAUAGAAUUAGCAGAAGAGUCAGUAAGUUUUUAGCGCAACUCCUACUUAAUUUGGAAAAGUGUCAUACCAAAAAAUACUAGCAAUACCUGAAAAGUAGAAUAAUUGGGAGAAGUACCUAUUUAAAGAGAAUCACAAGAUUAAGAAAGUCUGCGAAUCCUUUAAUAACCCCAAGAAACCUAAGCUCUACAACUAAAGAAAUCGGGGCUAGUUUAUGUCUUUUAACGACAAGAUCAGUCACAAUGACUAGUUGCUCUUUAUGAAUCCAGAAUCAAUGUUGGACAGAGAUCAUAGUACCAAGAGCUUAGUACUGAACAGUAAUUCAAAUACCAAGAGUAGAGAUACUCUAAUGAGUAAUACUAUUAUUAUGGAUCAGAAAGAUGCCAUGAGUAUAAUAAAACAGUCUCUUCAUAGAAAGCAGUACUCCAUUAAAUCCUUCGUAUUUGAUGAUGCUUCCCUUGACUAGACUAAAGAUGAUUAGAAAUUUUACAAGAAUCCCUAAUCUAAAGGAGACUUAACCUCAAAGAGAGGUGAUGAUCUUCCCUCUGAAAGUCUUAAACAAUUCUUCACAAAAUAGAGGAGUUAAUUCAUUAUCAAGAAAAAAAUGCUUAAGGAUGAUUUGAAACGAAAGAACAACCAGCUCUAAUUAUUACUUGACGGUAAAACUAACGUAGUGAAGAAUAAAUUGCACUUCCAAGUGCUGGGUUUUGAAUCAUUCUCCAAUUCUACUCCUAAAAAUGUAAGAAUCAACUUGCCAUACCCAGAUGUAUCUCAAAGUAGUGGGGUGACAAACUCAAUCCGAUACUCUAAGGUGAUGGUAAGCAACUAAUUAUCAAUGAAAAACAGUCAAGACUCUUUAAAUUUUCGCUAUCUCAGACUUAAAGAACCUCACGGAGUUCAAGAAUAGCCAAUCAUAGUAAAUUCUUAAAGUCUUAAAAUUCAAAGCACUGAGUCUUCAAUUAUCCAGCAGCAAAAAUGA